Messenger RNA from Acanthocheilonema viteae, 900 nucleotides. NCBI's taxonomy places the organism in Eukaryota, Metazoa, Nematoda, Chromadorea, Rhabditida, Onchocercidae. The record is from the annotation of a GenBank genome assembly.
AUGGGAGAACGUUACCAACAUUGGUUGCAAAUUUUCAAGCAGCUCAAUGAACAUUCACCAACUAAAGAAGAUAUUGAAUUGAUUGCUCCACUGCAUAUCAAAGAAGAAUAUUUCAAGUUGCAUCCGCCAAAAAGAAUGAUUUCGAAAUUGACCACAAAGGUGAAACUAAAAAGAUCAUUCGAUGGAAGCGAUUGCCUUCCUGAGCCAGUUUUGAAGAAACACCCUGUUGAUAUGGUGGUUGCUUCAGGGAACGAAACAUUACUUCAAACUAAGGAUUUACCAUUAUUAAGGCGAUCACCACGGAAACACCCUUCAUCAUCACUAUUUCGUCCGACAACACCCUGGAAAAUUAGUUCUUCUUUGAAACCAGCGACACGCCGAAGCCUAACUAAUGUGUUCAAAUCAGACAUCUUUCAAAAUGGAGUAACUCUUUUUUUACAGAAAGUUCUCCUGCAAUCUGAUGAGCAGAUAUUGCGUCGUUCUCCGCGAAAACACCCUUCAUCAUACAGUGAAGUUCUAUUAUCGCCACAAAAACCGUUGUUAUUAUCGCAACCAAUUGUUUGUAGUCGCUUGAGCAGUCUCUUGGGUUCUGUUAGCGAUAUUGAAAAUGAAAAGGAAAGUUUCAAUUUAAGUAGUUCGAAUGAAGUUGAAAAUACGUUCGAACUCGUUAAUGAAGUAAAAAGUACAAGAAGUAUGGACGAUGAUCCGCAGGAAUCGAUUAAUAUAUAUGCCGAAGAAAAGCAACAGCCAUUUUUGGACGAAAAAGAAUGUUUGAAGAGAAAAGUUAAAGGAAAAAAUGAAAAUUACCGGCGUUUGAAGAUGAAAAAGAGUUAUGUACGCAGUUCGUCGUUAGCGAAAAAGAAUUUCAGGAAAUGGCGAAGAAUUUGCAAUAAACGAUAA